Molecule: messenger RNA, 5233 nt
Organism: Eleginops maclovinus (Patagonian blennie)
Lineage: Eukaryota; Metazoa; Chordata; Actinopteri; Perciformes; Eleginopidae
Gene: myom1b
Product: myomesin 1b
Exons: 41
Coding region: 196-4953 (1585 amino acids)
Molecular function (GO): kinase binding
Source: RefSeq, a predicted model, not a curated record
GCCAAGGGCCAACAUUAUUUUUGUUGUGUAGACCGCAGCCCUGUAUGCACCUACCUGUAGUUUUGCUGGGAUAUCAAGCUUUGGAUUUUGACCUUCUUUUCCACUACAACUUGGAGUUUAAGGAUUUUUUUCCAGGACAAAGUAGGCAGCAAGAAACUCGGAAGCUCAAGGCUAGCACCAGGAGCGGCCUGCAACAUGUCUGGAUCUUUACCGUUCUACCAGAAGCACCACAGCCACUAUGACCGUGGCUACAGAAGCAAGCAGACGGAGUCUAAACUGAGCCAGUACCAGACCACCAGCAGGUAUACGGCUGGCAGCAGCACCUCCGCUGCCACCAGCAGGAGCAGUGGACUUAACGUGUCUUCACAUUAUGGGCUGGAAGCGAGCAGACUGAGCCCUAUACCCAAGAGAGCCAAGCCAACUUACUUGGCUGUGGAUAAGGAGAACCAAAUCAUCGGCUAUGUAGUGCCUAUCUUCAGGGGCAGUGAAGAGUUUGGGACUGGGUAUUCAAGUAGAGAGGAAGCAAGGGUGCGGGACACUUCUGAGUACAUGGCCCGCAGGGAUUUGUUCACCAGUGGCAUGGAGAUGGAGAGGUCAGAGCAGACCUCCAGGAGGGAGGCCAUUCGAGAGACGGCCGAGCGCAUCUCUCUAAACAAAAGGAUCCAUGAACACGGGGUACACUUUAAGCGUAUGAACGAAGACAGCCUGAUGCAUACCCCAGAGUUUGUGAUUAAACCGCGCUCCCACACUGUGUGGGAGAAGCAGUGUGUGCGGCUGCACUGCACUGUCAGUGGCUGGCCUGACCCACGGGUCGUCUGGUACAAAAACAAUGUUGCCAUCGAUCCUGUUGGCAAUGGUGACAAGUAUAAACUUGAGAGCAAAUACAACAUGCACUCACUGGAGAUUAACAGAUGUGAUUUCGAUGACACGGCGCAGUAUCGCGUCUCUGCCAUGAACUCCAAGGGAGAGCUGUCUGCAUUUGCCUCUGUCGUUGUUAAGAGGUUCAAAGGUGAUAUGGAUGAGUCCCUGCCAUCCCCUAGACGGGGCAGUACUGAAGAUGGCCCCGUGUGUGAGUAUGGCGUAAACUUCCAGACUCACAUUGUAGAUAAAUUUGGUGUGUCGUUUGGAAGAGAGGGGGAGACCAUUAGUCUUGGAUGUACAGUCAUCAUUUCCCCUUCCCUGCACCGCUACCAGCCAGAAAUCCAGUGGUACAGAGACGAUGCCCUUCUGUCUCCUUCUAAAUGGUACAACAUGCACUGGAGUGGAGAUCGUGCCACACUGACUCUCACACACCUGAACAAAGAGGACGAGGGUCUUUACACCCUGCGUGUCACCACCAAGUCUGGAUAUGAAACCUACUCCGCCUACAUCUUUGUCAGAGAUGCUGAAGCAGAGGUUGAAAGAGCUCCUGGUGCCCCUCUGGAUGUGCGCUGCCUGGAUGCCAACAAGGAUUACAUCAUUGUCACCUGGAAGCAGCCAGCUGUUGAUGGUGGAGACUCCAUCUUGGGCUACUUUGUGGACAGAUGUGAGGUUGGAACCACCCACUGGGUCCAGUGCAAUGACACUCCGGUUAAGUUUGCCCGUUUCCCCGUCACCGGUCUGGUGGAGGGCCGCUCCUACAUGUUCCGCGUGCGUGCCGUCAACCAGAGUGGUAUGAGCCACCCGUCCAGAGUCUCUGAGCCGGUGGCUGCCAUGGACCCAUCUGACCGCGCCCGCAUCAGAGGUGCCUCUGCUCCUUGGACUGGCCAAAUUAUUGUCACAGAGGAGGAGCCUGCAGAGGGCAUUGUUCCUGGCAGACCUCUUGAGCUGCAGGUGACAGAGGCUACCAAGAACUAUGUGGUGCUGAGCUGGAAGCCCCCUGGAGACAAAGGCCUUGAGGGUGUCAUGUACUACGUGGAAAAAUGUGUUGCGGGCUCAGACACCUGGCAGAGGGUGAACACAGAGAUCCCUGUCAAGUCUCCUCGCUUUGCACUGUUUGAUCUCGCAGAGGGGAAUUCCUACAGCUUCCGCGUCCGCUGCUGCAACUCUGCUGGUGUCGGGGAGCCAUCGGACCCAACGGAGGCCACAACUGUUGGCGACAAGCUUGAUAUCCCAUCUGCCCCAAGCAAAGUUGUCCCUACCAGAAACACAGACACAUCCGUUGUUGUGUCUUGGGAAGCGUCCAGUGAUGCCAAGGAGUUGGUUGGAUACUACAUUGAGGCGAGCGUUUUGGACAGCAAUGUGUGGGAGCCAUGCAACAACAAGCCUGUUAAUGUUACCAGGUUCAUCUGCCACGGUCUGACGACAGGAGAGAAAUACGUGUUCAGGGUGAGGGCAGUGAACGCAGCAGGGCUCAGCCAGUUCUCCCCAGAGUCUGAGCCUGUGGAGGUGAAGGCUGCUAUUGGGGGCGGCAUCCCUCAUGCCUCCCCUGCUCCACCCUAUGGCAUCACUGUCCUGGAGUGUGUAUGUGACUCCAUGGUGCUGUCCUGGAAACAGCCAACAUUCAUCGGCGGUGCUGACAUCACCGGAUACUUUGUGGAUUACCGUGAGGUCAUCGAUGGCGUGACGGGGAAGUGGCACGAGGCCAACAUCAAGUCGAUCAGCGACAGGGCCUAUAGGGUGUCUGAUCUGAAGGAGAAGAGGAAGUAUCAGUUCCAGGUGCGGGCAGCCAACAUGGCAGGUGUCGGCAUCCCUUCACUGCCCAGUGACACCUUCCUGUGCGAGGAGUGGACCAUCGCUGUGCCAGGCCCUCCUCACGACCUGCAGGUAAGAGAAGUGCGAAGCGACUCUCUGGUGUUGCUUUGGAAACCCCCUGUGUACCAGGGACGUGAUCCGGUCAACGGGUUCUACAUCGACAUCAAGGACGCAGACGCACCGGUGGAGGCCUGGAAAGGAGUCAACACUAAGGCAACAGAGAAGACGUACCUCAAGAUUAAGAAUCUGAAGGAAGGGGGGAAUUUCGUGUUCCGUGUGCGUGCUCAGAAUAAAGCCGGCGUUGGACAAACCUCAGAGGAGACAGAGCCGGUCGUAGCUGUCACUAAACCAGGCACUAAGGAGAUCGUAGUGGAUGUUGACGAUGACGGUAUCAUCUCCCUGAACUUUGAAUGCUGUGACAUGACCCCCGACUCCAAAUUUGUGUGGUCAAAGGAUUACGAGGAAAUAGCAGAAACAUCCCGUCUGACAAUAGAGACCAAGGGAAACAAAUCCAAAGCCUUUUUCAACACUCCUGAGGAGGAAGACAUUGGUAUUUACUCAUGUAUUGUCACCCACACUGAUGGUGCUUCAUCCAGCUACACUCUCUCUGAGGAAGAGUUGAAGAGGCUGCUGGAGGUCAGCCAUGACCACAAGUUCCCCGUUAUUCCCCUAAAGUCAGGGUUGGCUGUGGAGCUGCUGGAGAAGGGCAAAGUUCGCUUUUGGCUGCAGGCGGACAAGAUGUCAGCAAACGGCAAAGUCGAAUACAUCUUCAAUGAUAACCUUAUCUCUCAGGGGGAUAAAUACAAGCUCAACUUUGACAAGAACACUGGCGUGAUUGAGAUGAUCAUGGACUGUCUGACUCCGGCUGAUGAGGGCACCUUCACCUUCAAAUUGCAGGAUGGAAAGGCUACCAACCAGUCCAGUUUGGUACUGAUAGGAGAUGUGUUCAAGGAGCUGCAGAAGGAAUCAGAGUUCCAGAUGAAGGAGUGGGUCAGAAAGCAAGGUCCUCACUUUAUCGAGUAUUUGGGUUACGAGGUGACGCCAGAGUGCUGCGUUGUUCUGAAAUGCAAGGUUGGAAACAUGAAGAAGGAUACCUCUGCGCUGUGGUACAAAGACGGACGUGAGAUCAAAGCAGACGAGAAUCUGGGCUUCACCGAGGGAGUGCUGAAACUGGAAAUUGCUCAGAUUUCCAAGAAGGACUCUGGGGUGUAUGAGGUUGUUCUGAAGGAUGACAGAGGGAAGGACACUUCCACGUUGAAUUUGACCGAUAAAGGUUUCAAAGACUUGAUGAAUGAGGUUUUCAGUUUCAUCGCCAACUCCUCCACUCCACUGAAGAUCACAAGCACAGAAAAUGGCAUCCGACUCUACACCUUUGUCAGCUACUACAACGAUUUGCUCCAAGUGACAUGGCACUACAAGGAUUCGGCCAUCUCCUUCUCUGACCGCAUUAAGAGUGGUGUGGUGGGGGAGCAGCUGUGGCUGCAGAUCUCAGAGCCCACAGAGAAAGACACGGGCAAAUAUGCCAUUGAGUUCAACGAUGGAAAAGGUGGGCUGAGGAGGACCGUCGAGCUGUCUGGUCAAGCAUUUGACGAUGCUUUCGCAGAAUUCCAGAGACUCAAAGCUGCUGCUAUUGCAGAGAGAAGUCGUGCUCGAGUAGCAGGAGGCCUGCCUGAUGUGGUCACCAUACAGGAGGGCAAGGCCCUCAAUCUCACCUGCAACAUUUCGGGCGACCCCGUGCCAGAGGUCACCUGGCUGAAGAACGACAGGGAGAUCACGUCCGACGAACACUGCAUUCUCAAGUUCGAGUCAGGCAAGUUCGCCAGCUUCACCAUCACCGGCGUGAACAUCUCGGACUCUGGCAAGUACAGCAUCCUGGUGAAGAACAAGUACGGCACGGAGAGCGGGGACUUCACCCUGGAGAUCACAGAUGUAACACCUGACCUGGGGGUUACAUCAUACUCGACUGAUGCAGAAGGAAACGUGGUGUUUGGCCCAAACACCCCGAAGGAGAAGAUGAAAACCUCCAUCACUGGAACCAAAACCCCAAAACGAAGGGAAUCUGUGGCUAAGACUCUUUCUAUGGAAAAGGUUGAAGACAAAGAUGAGGGGAAGGUUGCAGUAAAACCCAAAGCUAAAGAUGCAGAACAAACAAAAGAUGCAAAAAAGAAAGUUGCUGACCAGCCUUUGACUUCUGACCAAUCAGAAGCCUCCGUGCAGCCUGCUGACACAGUGGAGGAGCCUGGACCAGUAUCUGAAAAACAGCCAGAAAACACAGUGUAGUUGAGAAAGCAUUUAUUAAAAUCUCACACACAGACAUAUAUUACACGUUUGAUGUGGGCUUUUGUGCUUUCUUGAUGUGUUUCCAGUCGGCACAUUAUAAAAUAUUAAUGAUAAUUCCACAUUUGUUUAAAACAUUAGGUAUGUUUUAGAAUAUUACUUUUACUUUUAUAUGAUGCACUAAUACUAACAAUGUUUGUAUGGAUUGCCUGCAUUACAUUUGGAUGUAUUGUCUACUGUUUCUUUUUCAUCAUUUUUGCUUGAAUAAAAAAAUCUGUUGGCA